Molecule: messenger RNA, 1485 nt
Organism: Uloborus diversus
Lineage: Eukaryota; Metazoa; Arthropoda; Arachnida; Araneae; Uloboridae
Product: transforming acidic coiled-coil-containing protein 3-like
Exons: 1
Coding region: 1-1485 (494 amino acids)
Biological process (GO): cell population proliferation; mitotic spindle organization
Cellular component (GO): cytoplasm
Source: RefSeq, a predicted model, not a curated record
AUGAAUUUAUUGGACUCAACUGAAAUAUUUUCCACUAACAAUCCCAGUAAAGAUAUUCCUAAUGUGAAUAUUGCAGGAAAUAAAAAUUUAUUGGAUUCAACUUCUGUAAGUUUAGGUACCCACAGUGAAAUAUUUUCUGAUUUUUCAAAUAGCAAUGCCAGGAACGAUGUUCCUGAUGAUAAUGUUGCCGGGAAUGAAAAUUUAUUAGAUUCAACUGAUGUAGGUUUAAAUACCCACUGUGAAAUAUUUCCUGAAUUUUCAAGUAACAAUACCAGAAACAAUAUUCCUGAUUCGAAUAUUGCAGGACAUAAAAAUUUAUUAGAUUCAACUGAUAUAGGUUCAACCCAGGGUGAAAUAUUUUCUGAUUUUCCCAGUAACGAAAAUGCGAAUUUGCUUAAAGAUGAUGAAUUUCAUGAUGCUGUUCAAUUUUUUAAAGAUCCUUCUUCCAUGUCUUUUCUGGAAAAUGCUGGAUCUUCUAAGGUUGCAAUUGAAAAUAAUGUAGCAAGAUCAUCACUGUAUGUGAAUUUCGAUCCCUUGCAUGAGAAGUUUUCAAAUCAAUGUUCGAAUAAAAGUAACAAACUGGGUUUUAUUCUUGAAACUGCUCAGGAAUCUGAUACUAUUGUAGAGAAUGAAAGAAAUGUUAUUAACGAAGAAGUGAACACCGAUAUAGACGCUGCAAAAAAAGAAGAAAUAGUCAACAAGCCUUUAGCAAAUAUCUCUGUUAGAGAGUCUUUAGGGAAUGUUUUAAUAUCCUUUGAUUCUCCAGUUGUUAGAAAUCACACAAGUGCUGUUCCAGAGCCUGACCCUGUUACACUAUAUUCUGAAGAGGAAUUACAACAGCGUCUAAAAAUGCAAGAACUCUCACUCCAGGAGGGUUUUCUCAUUAGGCAAAGGGAAAUAGAACAAGAGAGUUUGAAAAAGCUGGAAGAGAUGGAACAGCAAAAGAAUAAUUUGAGUAAAUUAUGUGUUGCUUUUCAUGCAAGUUUGACUGAAAUGUCUGUUAUGGCCUUGAAUUUUUCAGAAAAACUAAAGACACUUGAAGCUGAAAAUAAUGAUUUAGAAAUUGAAAACAAAAAGAUAAAAGAAGACCUUAAGGUAUCCACUUCUGAUUUUCAAAGUUUGGAGAGUACAUUUUCUGACUUUCAUAAACGUUAUGAACAGUGUAAAAAUAUGUUAAAAGUUUACAAAGAUAAUGAAGAUUGUCUAAAGCAACAAGUCUUGACUAUUCAAAUGGAGUUGCAGGAGAAAGAAAAGAAAUACCAAUUAUUGCAAUCAAGGGCAGAAGAAAUGUUGCAAAAAGCAAACACAGACUUGGCUAAUGCUAAAAAAGUUAGUGAUGCACAAGCUGCUGUCCUAAAAGCACAGCUUAAAAAAGCUGAACUUAAAAUUUCAAGCUUAGAAAGUGAUUACAAGCAAAUCAAAAUUGAAAAUAGUAAGCUUGGUGGUAUUUGUGAUGAUCUUAUGGCCAAAGUCAGUGAAACUUAA